AUGACCAACUCUUGCUGCUCCCCUUGUAGUCAGCUUAGUUGCUGCAGGGCCACCUGCUGCAGACCAACCUAUGUGACCAGCUGCAGUCCAUGCUGCUGCCAGCCCAGCUGCUGUGAAACCACCUGUUGUAGGACCACCUGCUGUAAGCCAACCUGUGUGACCAGCUGCUGCCAGGCCAGCUACUGUGAAACCACCUGUUGCAAACCAGCCUGUGUGACCAGCUGCUGCAGCCCACUCUGCUGCCAGCCCAGCUGCUGUGAAACCACCUGUUGUAGGACCACCUGCUAUAAGCCAACUUGUGUGACCAGCUGCUGCCAGCCCAGCAACUGUGAAACCACCUGCUGUAAGCCAACCUGUGUAACCAGCUGCUGUGGCCCACCUUGCUGCCAGCCCAGCUGCUAUAAAACCACCUGUUGUAGGACCACCUGCUAUAAGCCAACUUGUGUGACCAGCUGCUGCCAGCCCAGCAACUGUGAAACCACCUGCUUUAGGACCACCUGCUGUAAGCCAACCUGUGUGACCAGCUGCUGCAGCCCACCUUGCUGUCAGCCCAGCUGCUGUGAAACCACCUGUUGUAGGACCACCUGCUAUAAGCCAACUUGUGUGACCAGCUGCUGCAGCCCACCCUGCUGCCAGCCCAGCUGCUGUGAAACCACUUGCUGUAAACCAUCUUGUGUGGCCAGCUGCUGCAACCCACCGUGCUGCCAGCCCAGCAGCUGUGAAAUCACCCACUGUAAACCAAUCUGUGUAACCAGCUGCUGCCAGCCCAGCUGCAAACCAGCCUGUGCAACCAGUUGCUGCAGCCCACCAUGCUGCCAGCCCAGCUGCUGUGAAACCACCUGUUGUAGGACCACCUGCUAUAAGCCAACUUGUGUGACCAGCUGCUGCAGCCCACCCUGCUGCCAGCCCAGCUGCUGUGAAACCACUUGCUGUAAACCAUCUUGUGUGGCCAGCUGCUGCAACCCACUGUGCUGCCAGCCCAGCAGCUGUGAAAUCACCUACUGUAAACCAAUCUGUGUAACCAGUUGCUGUCAGCCCAGCUGCAAACCAGCCUGCGCAACCAGCUGCUGCAGCCCACCAUGCUACCAGCCCAGCUGCUGUGAAACCACCUGUUGUAGGACCACCUGCUAUAAGCCAACUUGUGUGACCAGCUGCUGCCAGCCCAGCAACUGUGAAACCACCUGCUGUAGGACCACCUGCUACAAGCCAUCUUGUGUGACCAGCUGCUGCCAGCCCAGCUGCUGUGAAACCACUUGCUUCCAACCAUGCUGUGUGACCAGCUGCUGCAGCCCACCGUGCUGCCAGCCCUGCUGCUGUGAGUCCAGUUGCUGCAAGCCCUACUGCUGA
Molecule: messenger RNA, 1347 nt
Organism: Mastomys coucha (southern multimammate mouse)
Lineage: Eukaryota; Metazoa; Chordata; Mammalia; Rodentia; Muridae
Product: keratin-associated protein 9-1-like
Exons: 1
Coding region: 1-1347 (448 amino acids)
Cellular component (GO): keratin filament
Source: RefSeq, a predicted model, not a curated record